AUGGACGAUCAUGAGAAGCCCAGCGAGCAUGAAACGAUCGAGAAUGUGAAAUCAGAGCAGUUUACCGGUGUGACCGACCGCGCUGCAGAGAAGCGACUUCUUUGGAAACUGGAUAUCCAUGUUGUCCCAAUUUUGAUGUUUCUCUUUCUUCUCGCGUUCCUCGAUCGAAUCAACAUUGGCAACGCCCGUCUGCAAGGAUUGGAGAAGGAUCUGAAUAUGAAAGACCAUGAUUACAACAUUGCAUUAUUCAUUUUUUUUAUUCCAUAUAUUCUUCUGGAGGUUCCAAGUAACCUCAUCCUCAAGAAAGUGUCUCCGUCGUGGUGGAUCAGUGGAAUCAUGUUUAUAUGGGGGAUUAUCACGAUCUGUCAAGGAGUAACGCAGAGUUUUGGGGGGUUGGUAGCUUGUCGUUUCUUGCUCGGGGUCUUUGAAGCUGGGUUCAUGCCUGGGUGUAUCUACGUGAUUGCAAUGUACUACAAGCGCUACGAACUCCAGUGGCGUUUGAACGUGUUCUUCAGUGCAAGCAUUUUGGCGGGCGCAGUCAGCGGACUACUCGCCUAUGCCAUCGCGAAAAUGGAUGGUAUCGCUGGUUACAGUGGUUGGCGUUGGAUCUUCAUCAUCGAGGGUCUCAUCACUGUCGUGACAGCAGCCAUUUCCAAGUUUUUGAUUGUGGAUUGGCCGGAAACCUCUAGCUUCCUGAAUGACGAAGAACGGGCGCUCCUUCUUUCUCGUCUCGAGGAAGACCGAGGGGAAGCUCGGAUGGACCGGCUCGAUGGUCCUGCCAGGCGGCGUGUCCUCCGUGAUAUCAAGAUCUACCUUGGUCCACUGAUGUACUUUGGCAUUGUGAAUACCGGCUAUGCCACAUCCUUCUUUACCCCGACGAUUCUAAAGCAGCUUGGUUGGACAUCUGUGCGAGCACAAGUCAUGAGCAUCCCGAUCUACCUUGUUGCGACGGUCAUUGCACUCACCACUGCGUUUGUCAGUGACAGGCUCCGACACCGUUUCGCAUUUACAUUGACCGGCUGCGUCAUUGCGACUGUCGGAUAUGUGAUACUGCUCUGCCAGAAAUCUGUCCCGGUCGGUGCCCGCUAUUUCGCGCUGUAUGCGAUCACUGGCGGAGGAUAUAUGACGCAGCCCAUUCUCAUGGGUUGGCUCAGCAACAAUAUGGCGGGACAUUAUAAGCAGUCCAUUGCGUCUGCCAUGCAGAUAGGGUUCGGUAACUGUGGUGGGCUGGUUGCUAGCAAUAUUUUCUUUGAUUCUGAAGCGCCAACGUAUUCGACCGGUUUUGGUGUCAGUCUGGGGAUGGUCUGGAUCUGCGGUAUUGCAUGUGUAGUCUUCUUCAGCUGGUUGGCCCAUGAGAAUCGAGUGCGAAACCAGGGCAAGAGAGACGACCGGUUUGGUUUACCAUCGGAUGAACUGAGCAAUCUUGGAGACGACCAUCCGAGCUUCAGAUUUACGUAUUAG
This is a messenger RNA of Penicillium macrosclerotiorum, 1461 nucleotides long. RefSeq lists its product as uncharacterized. The transcript has 5 exons. Gene Ontology annotation, cellular component: membrane. Gene Ontology annotation, molecular function: transmembrane transporter activity. NCBI's taxonomy places the organism in Eukaryota, Fungi, Ascomycota, Eurotiomycetes, Eurotiales, Aspergillaceae. Bases 1 to 1461 code for a protein of 486 amino acids. The record is from RefSeq and is a predicted model, not a curated record. Gene Ontology annotation, biological process: transmembrane transport.